Pezoporus flaviventris is the source of this 2952-nucleotide messenger RNA. It is a transcript of the gene HAUS3, whose product is annotated as HAUS augmin like complex subunit 3. The transcript is spliced from 5 exons. The record is from RefSeq and is a predicted model, not a curated record. NCBI's taxonomy places the organism in Eukaryota, Metazoa, Chordata, Aves, Psittaciformes, Psittacidae. Gene Ontology annotation, cellular component: mitotic spindle; centrosome; HAUS complex. The coding region runs from base 863 to 2707 and encodes 614 amino acids. Gene Ontology annotation, biological process: spindle assembly; centrosome cycle.
CUCCUCGUCCCCCCCUUACCCUGCUCCGGGCGACUCUAGGCCGAGAUCCCACUUGGCGCUGUGGGCAGCAGCUGCACCGCAGCUGGGACUCGGCCGGAGGGUGUUUCUGCGCCUCCCCUGAGGGUCCCGUUUGCGCGCUGAGGUGGCUGUGGUGAUCUGGGGACGGGAAUGGUGGACAGCUUCCUCAGGGGUCUUAAGAUACUUGUGGUGUUUGAUGGCGGCUUGAGCGGCCGUGCAUAAGCGUACAUAAAGAGGAAACUUUAAAAUGAAGGUCCAGAAGACAAGAUUCUGUUUGUUGCAGAAGUAAAAUCUUUAUAAAGAAGAUCUCAAAGUGCAGUGUAAUCUCACUGUUUAGUUUUUAGAAGAAGCUGAAAGCUCCUCUCACUUUGGAAGCUUGAUUGUGGGUGGGUGUUUUUGUUUUAUUUAAUGUGAGUAAAACUAUAUGAGUGAAUCACUUCUGCAGCCAGUGAAUUACUCAAUAUUUACACUUGUUUCUUUUAAAUUUACUAUUAAAACAGAGUACCAGGAUUAAUUUAAGUGAAUUAAGGAAAAACAUAGGUGUUUGCAAAGAUCAGGCAUCUAAUUGAGGGAAAAAAUGUGUCCUGAUUUGAUGAAAAAUUGUAUUAAAGAGAUCCCUGAAAUAAAAAUUGGUUUAUAGUCUUUGAACAUCUGAUCCAGAAUAGCAUUCAGUUUUCUGGGUGAUCUGACACUUCCUUUUCCCUGUGCAGACUCUUUAUAUUAAAAUACUGAAUGUUCAUUUAAAAUGACGCCAAAAUUACAGCUGGAAUAAUACCCCAGAUUUUUUCCAUGUAUUUGGAUCUUUUCUUUUUACAAAAAAAACCCGAACCCUAAAACUUUAAUCAUGAACUGUGGAAAUGAUUUUGUGGCAAUUCUCAAGAAAAUUGGAUAUCCAAAAGCUGAUGAGCUUAAAGGAGAUGAUUUUGACUGGCUGGUUGAAUCUUUGAAAAGCAGAUCAUUCCUGGAGUGUUUUUUUAGCAAUAUAAAUAAGCAGUAUGUGGUAUCUGAACAAGAACUGCAAGAGUUUGAUAAUUUUCGUGAGUCUGGUAAGCCCGUUUUGGAAGGAAAUGCACUGGAUGAAGUCCUUAAAACUCUGAAGCCUGUGGAUUCAAAGAGCAGUAGACAAGAGGAGGAGGAACUGAAGACAUUAAAGGAUGAGCUUCAGAUUCUUCAGAAGUUAAAAAAACUUCAAAUUCAUCGGUAUAAUAAGCUUCAAAUGAUGGUUUCUGAAAACAGCCAUCUGUUACAGAUGUUAAAAGGCAGAGAGAAGGAAGCACGUAAAGAAUUAAAAGAAGGAUUGGAGGUGUUUACUGUGGCAGCUAAUGAACUUAACAAUGAACUGCUGUCUUUUACGGAUGCAACUAAGAAAUGGGCCUCUUUCGUUACUGCUUCAGAUUCAGAACAAGGGUCAGAUCCACAGCCAGUUUUUUUUUCCCAACUUUCUUUGGACAAGUAUUUGGCUCAGGAAGAAGAAAACUCUGCAGCUCUUAGCUCACACAUAAACAAAAGUUUUGAUCAAAGUGUGUCUAAAUGGGUUGAAAAUUCACAUGAAGGCAGCUUUCAGUUUGCAGAUGUCAGUGAACAAGACACUUGUGAGGAGACUAAUGAAAUCUCUGAGGAGACUCAAGAGGUGGUCAGGCUCCAGACAGCAUAUAUUUGUGCUCAACAUCAGCUAAUUCACAUGCAAGCCAAAGAGGAGAGCCUGAAUUCAGCUAUAAAGUGUGCAGAGAGCAUGUUGCAGUCCUUAAACAGCAAGGAUAUUGGGGAACAAGAAAACCUCACUGGCAAAAUACCUGGUUUAAGUGAUGAAAUUUCAGCAAUUAAAGAAGAUAUAACUCGGAUAAACAAUGAAGAGCUGAUGCCCCUUCUGAAGGAGAAGGCAUCACUUCUGAGCAUGCCUGUGGAGAAAUGCUACUUGGAGCAUCAGAUUGCUCAGCAAGAGUAUUGUGCUUCAAGACAAAAUGAAAUAUUCAGGCAUUUGAUAAGACAGAAGGCAUCAUUUGAACUUAUUCAGCUAGACUGUGAAAUGGAGUUUAGGAGAAAUAAGAAGAUCUCCUGUCAACUCGAGAAGUUGGUAGAAUCUCUAAAACAGCGCGCUGAUGAGUUGCAGCAGAGCCUACAGGAGAAAACUGAGCAAAUUAAACAUGCACAGCCAAGAAACACUAUUAGUUCAAAGGAUGGUUUCUCUUUCAGGCUAUAUCAGCUUCUGGAAGGAGAAAAUAAAACCCAAGAAUUAUUUAAAACAUACAAAGGCUUGGAGCAGAUGGCUCAGAAGUUAAAGCAGGACUGUGCUACAGCACAAGAUCAGCUAGCAGCCUCUUCUCAAGAACAGUCUCUCCUUUUGUCCAAGCUAGAAAGUGAUGUACAUACCCUUUAUGAUGAGCUGUAUCAUGGAGGAGGUCGAAUACAACUCAGUAAUCAGGAACUUGUUGAGCAGUUGCAGCAACUGGAAACCAAUGUAAAUAAAUUAAACAAACUCCUUAUUGAUCUGAUGGCUGAUGUGAAGUCAAAGAGAAGCUUUUUAGAGUCCAAUAAGCUGCUUCAGAUGGAAAGAAGCUUGUAUGUGUAUUUUUAUACAGAUGAAGAUCGCUUGAAAGAGAUGGUGGAGAAGCUGGAGCAGCAGGCUGAGGUGAAAGCCCAUGCUCUGGCAGAUGAGCAUUUUGCCACCAGUGGAGUUCUCAAUUUUUAAACUUCAGUGUAUUUUUAAGAAAGGAAAGUAUGUUAAUGUAAACUGUCUGUAAGCUUAUGGAAUGAUAACUAUUGGUUUAUCAAGGCUAACAUUUAUCUACCAUUGUGAUGUAUGUUUUAACUGCCACAGUUACCGGCUUUGGGUUGUAUGCUGCUUUAUGGCUUUUGGCAUCUGCCCACUGAGUUCACAUCUCGGUUUUGUCACAGUUCUUCAAUACGGAGUAAUACAUUGGUUAUUUAAAUGAA